AUGCCAAAUGUAUUGUCAACAGGAUAUGCCAAAGAAAAUGCAAAAAAAGAAAAAAUACAACAAAAAUUAACUGAAGAAAGAAAAUUGAAAUGGAGACAUUGGUCUUUAUCAACUUUACCAGAUGAGCCAUCCGAAUCUGAUAAAAAUGUAGCAAGGUUAAGUUUUGGACUUGCCAAUAAGUUUGAAUAUCAUGUAGAUAAAGAUAAAACUAUAAAAAAUGAAAAGGAUCUUUGGCCAAGUGCUAAUCUUAUUGUAGAAUCACUUGCAAUUGAUAAGGUUGUUAAUCAGUGUUGUAAUAUUUUGGGUUUUUUAUAG
Entrophospora candida is the source of this 315-nucleotide messenger RNA. Lineage: Eukaryota; Fungi; Glomeromycota; Glomeromycetes; Entrophosporales; Entrophosporaceae. The record is from the annotation of a GenBank genome assembly.